UCCAGCUCACCAGCUCCGUAGAACAAUAAAUUCGGAUUUUCAGAUUAGGUUUCUCUCUCCACUCUCUCACCCUCUACACUGCAUUGCGGCUAGGGUUUCCCCCAAUCCAUUCUCUCAUCUCUCUAACAGCACUAGGGUUUUGUGUGUUUCCGAUCUGCUCGAUUGAUUGAUGAUGGGUGUGAAGUGGAGUUAGGGUUUUGUGGUCGCCUGACGCUGAAAGCUAGGAUUUCUAUUGGUGUGGGUGAGACCAGAAAUGGCGACUGCGAACCCUUUUGAUUUGUUGGGCGAUGACGAUAACGAUGACCCAUCACAGCUGAUCGCUGCUCAGCAGCAGAAGAUCGUACCCAAGAAAGCCACGGCUCCAGCGGCAGCCAAGGCUCAGCCGCCACAGCAGCAGAAGCCGGCGGCUAAGCUGCCCAGCAAGCCCGUCCCUCCAUCUCAGGCUGUGAGGGAGGGAAAGACUGAAACUGGACGUGGAGGGGGCCGUGGUGGUGGACGUGGGUAUGGACGUGGACGUGGUGGAGGUGGAGGUGGAGUUGGAGGUGGAGGUGGAGGUGGAAGUGGAUUUAAUAGAGAGACGGCCUACAGUGAGAAUUCAUUCAGCACCAGCAAGUAUUCUAGUGGUCAAGGUGCCCCCGAAGAGGCAGAUACUGGAAAACUUUCUGAAAGGCGCGGGGGCUAUGGUGGACCCCGGCCUUUCCGUGGAGGUGGAGGUCGCCGCGGUGGUUUUGGUAAUGAAGAGAUGGGGGACGAGGAGCGCCCUCGUAGGGCAUAUGAACGCCGUAGUGGAACUGGGCGCGGAAGUGAGAUCAAACGUGAAGGAUCUGGUCGAGGAAACUGGGGAACUCAGAAUGAUGACCUUGCUGAGGUGACUGAGGAAGUCAACGAAGGUGAGAAAAAAGCUGCUGAGAAGCUGCCCGGAGAGGAGAAUGCAACAGAUGGCAGCAAAGAAAUUCCUGCAAACGAAACUGAAGAAAAAGAGCCUGAAGCUAAGGAAAUGACACUUGAAGAGUACGAGAAGGUCCUGGAAGAGAAGAGAAAGGCUCUGCAGGCACUUAAAACUGAGGAAAGGAAGGUGGAUGUUGACAGGGAGCUCAAAUCCAUGCAGCAACUUUCAAGCAAGAAGGGCAAUGAUGACAUAUUUAUUAAAUUGAACUCUGAUAAGGAUAAGCGGAAAGAAAUUGCUGACAAGGAAGAGAGAGCCAAGAAGUCUGUCAGCAUUAAUGAAUUCUUGAAGCCUGCUGAGGGAGAAAGGUACUACAAUCCUGGUGGUCGGGGUCGGGGACGUGGCCGUGGUGGUUCAAGAGGAGGAGGUUUCAGUGGCGGCCGCCCAAUGAGCAGUGUGGAAGCAGCCCCUUCCAUCGAAGAUCCUGGGCAGUUCCCAACAUUAGCUGCCAAGUAAGAUUUAUUCCCUGCCUGCCCCCCAACCUCGUUCUCCUUGCAUCUGCUCCUACGGUCUCUCCAAGUCUGAGCGGCAGGAAAUUGUCUAGAAUAAUGGGGUUUCCUGUAUCAGAAAGGUCUAUUUAAGUUUUUAUUAAAUGUAAAUUUUGGUGUUUCUUCAUGUGUAACCCUGUAGCUUUCUUCUUCCCUUAUUGUCUUCCUUCCAUGUUUUACACUCUGGAGGUUGGGGCAUAUGGAGCAUAUUUAUGACUUGGUUUAUUGAUGCUCAGUUUUGAUUUGGAAUAGAUGGAAUGGCCAUUCAGUUAUCA
Messenger RNA from Cornus florida, 1709 nucleotides. Its product is annotated as RGG repeats nuclear RNA binding protein A-like. Gene Ontology annotation, molecular function: RNA binding. Lineage: Eukaryota; Viridiplantae; Streptophyta; Magnoliopsida; Cornales; Cornaceae. The transcript has 7 exons. The coding region runs from base 254 to 1402 and encodes 382 amino acids. The record is from RefSeq and is a predicted model, not a curated record. Gene Ontology annotation, cellular component: cytoplasm; nucleus.